Chelmon rostratus (copperband butterflyfish) is the source of this 3753-nucleotide messenger RNA. It is a transcript of the gene abhd17b, whose product is annotated as abhydrolase domain containing 17B, depalmitoylase. NCBI's taxonomy places the organism in Eukaryota, Metazoa, Chordata, Actinopteri, Chaetodontiformes, Chaetodontidae. Gene Ontology annotation, cellular component: plasma membrane; endosome membrane. Bases 492 to 1358 code for a protein of 288 amino acids. The record is from RefSeq and is a predicted model, not a curated record. The transcript is spliced from 4 exons. Gene Ontology annotation, biological process: protein depalmitoylation. Gene Ontology annotation, molecular function: palmitoyl-(protein) hydrolase activity.
GAGGCGAGUGAUACGGCUGUGAGCUGUCUGACAAACCACCACGGACUUGUCACGAGAAUUUUGUUAAUUCGAGACCUUUAUCGAAUUUACCCAUGUCGCUGCUGAACUGUAUAGACUUGAACGUUUUGAAUGAAUCAAUCUCGUUGUCAUUCAGGACCAUAUGUUGAGAAAACCGAGCGGAGGAAAAAAGGAACGACAGUUUCGGAGGUUGUCAGGACCGGGAGGACGAAAGCGACUAGCUAAUAGUAACUCACAGCUGUGGUGCCAAGAGGGAUAUACACACGCGAAGUGACAUCGUUUACAAAUAGGACACGGAACAGAGGAUAAUCCGGCCGAGGAUAACCUUCUCAAGCUCCUGGCGUCGAGAAGAAGAUAAAUUAGUUGGUUUGGUGCGAAGAUAACACCUGACCACGGCGACGUUGGCCAAAUCUGUCACCUCAAAAUAGAAAGAACAACAAACUAGCGUCCAGCCGCCGUCCAGUGUUUUGAGGAUGAACCACUUAUCCCUCAGCGAGCUAUGUUGCCUGUUCUGCUGUCCACCGUGCCCCAGCAAGAUCGCCUCUAAGCUGGCCUUCCUGCCCCCAGAGCCCACCUACAGCCUCAUGUGUGACGACAGUGGCAGCCGAUGGACGCUGCACCUGUCCGAGCGCGCCGACUGGCAGUACUCGUCCCGUGAGAAGGACGCCAUCGAGUGUUUCAUGACGCGCACCUCGAGAGGUAACCGCAUCGCCUGCAUGUUUGUCCGCUGCUCGCCCAGCGCCCGCUACACACUAUUAUUCUCCCAUGGAAACGCAGUGGACUUGGGCCAGAUGAGCAGCUUCUACAUUGGCCUGGGUUCACGCAUCAACUGCAACGUCUUCUCCUAUGACUACUCGGGUUACGGGGCCAGUUCUGGGAAACCCUCGGAGAAGAACCUGUACGCUGACGUAGACGCUGCCUGGCAGGCACUCCGGUCACGGUAUGGCAUCCGGCCAGAGAAUGUGAUUGUGUACGGCCAGAGCAUUGGCACCGUGCCCUCCGUGGACCUGGCUUCGCGCUAUGAGAGCGCCGCGGUCAUCCUCCACUCCCCGCUCACGUCUGGCAUGAGAGUGGCCUUCCCCGACACCAAGAAGACCUACUGCUUUGACGCCUUCCCAAACAUCGAUAAGAUUUCCAAGGUAACGUCACCAGUGCUGGUGAUCCACGGUACGGAGGACGAGGUCAUCGACUUUUCCCAUGGCCUGGCGCUGUAUGAACGCUGUCAGCGCCCCGUGGAGCCGCUCUGGGUGGAGGGAGCCGGACACAACGACGUGGAGCUCUACGGACAAUACCUGGAGAGACUGAAGCAGUUUGUUGCACAUGAGCUGGUCAACUUGUAGAGGAGCUGGAAAAAAAGGGUGGAGAGGGAAGGAGAGAAGAAAGCAGGAGAGGCUGGAUGAUGGAGGAAGGGGUGCAACGUUUUUUUUUUUUCUUUUUUUGUGUGAAGUGAUGCAGGUAGAAGUGAUGUUUGUCUGUUUCGUUAUUGAAGUUUUGGUGGCAGUCUUCUCUCGUUAUCGAGCACCUCUCCCCCUUGCAGCUCUGUCAGUACCGUCCACUGCACGUGCUGCAGCUGUGAACUUACAAGUACCCGUCAUUUUUUUUUUUGCUUUUAGAUUUUCUUUUUAUCAUGUUAAAAAUUGCACAUUGUGAAAGUGCGUGAAUGAAAGCGGAAGUAGACAUGUGCACAGACAACAUACGGAGUGUACGUGCAGUUUACGAGUGUGUGUGCGUCACAUUUUCGCUGCCUUUUUACACGGCCCACGGUUCCUAACGGAGACCUCUGGUCAGCCCUCGAGGCUUUUGAGGUUCUGAGAAACAGCCUUGCUACUACAAAAACUGGACCAGAAGUGGACCGGACUCUCUCUAAUCCGCCUGAACUCCACCUGACUUUGAGGUCAGGUUUGGUCCCACACACUGCAGUCACCAUGAAUUUCUGUUUUUGGAUUCCUGUUUAUUAUAUUUUUUUAUAUUAUACAUGAUAUUUGCACGUAUCAGCUGUCACUGAAGAACUGUACAAACUGACAAAUUAGUUAGCUGUACCAGUGUUGCCAAAUGUUUAGUAUAAUAUAUUGCAGAGAUUUAGACUCACAAAGAACGCUGUACUUUGUACAAACAACAUCUAGACACUUCUCCAAAGCUCUGUUAGCUGUGUUCAGUCUCUACUUCUCUGUUUAGUCUUAAAAUGGUACAAUUUAAUGUUACAGUUACAAUAUUACGAUGCCAGAUGGGGCUCGGUCAGCAGCUCGUGUAGCUAGUUAAACGGCUGGGGCUGUAGAUCAUUGACCAAUGAAGUGUGGGUCAUUUUCACACGUUUCCACGGCUCUUACUUUGGAGUUUACCUCGAAGUGUUGUUGCUGUAGGAUCAGUAUCACCCCGCUGUAGUCAGUGAGCUUGAUGUUUUCAGAAAAAUGAGAUGCUGGACAGUUUUGUGGACAAAAUAUCUGACCCCUCUUUGGGAAUAACAAGUUUUGGCCUUGAUAUUGCAACUAUUAUGAAACCCAGUGUCGACAGUGUUUUUUCUGUCUUUGGGUCUGAAGUUGAAUAAUGUACGUAGUUAUUACAGAUCUAAUGUACCUGAAUCUGAUCUUUCUAGAUGUAUCUUUUUUUUAUAUAUAUAUAUGAUAAAAAUGUAACUACUGUGACAGCAGAUAACAGUCUGUGCUCUAAGACUUAUACCACUAAUGCCAACUCGGACUGGACGAUGAGCGCUAUUAACACAGCUGAUGUCGACUCAUUUUCAGUUCAGGAAGUUGUUUAAAAAAAAUGAAAAUGUUGUACUUUAAGUUAUUGAGAAGCAUUUACUGCAGUGCAUUUGAGCUGAAAGAUGACUCCAACCUUGGCUGCUCACUCUGAACAUGUGCACUGGGACGGUGGGUUAUGUCAGCGUCAGUGGCUCAGCAUGAAAGGCCUCCAUCGUGGACAGAAUGUUUUGUUUUUGUCUUAACUCCAUCUUUACGUCUGCACGGUAUUUUUUAGAUCCAUUGUUGUCUGUUGAUUUGCUCUUUAAUGCUGAGUGAGGCGAAACAAAGCAUUAGCCAGGUGAUGGCUCCGUUAAGACGCCGUCAGAGCCCUGAAAAGCAGAGGUCAACGUGCGACCGCAUGCCAUGAAUGGCUAGUUUCUCUUAUGUGUUUGGCCUCUAUAACAAACACAGAAUAUUUUUAACAACUGUAUAACACUUGAGCCUGUGUUCACAAAAGGGGUCAAAUACACUCAGUAAGUGACAAUUAACCAAUAAGCCAACGGGUGCUACUGUAAACCUUCAGGUCUGAUUACUUACAGGUUGAGAGGAAGCAAAGAUGGCCUGAUGUUUGUCAGACUGACCAGGAUCCAGAUCAGGAUUAGUAACUGUCAGGUGAUGGUCGCUGUUAUCAAAACUACUUCUUUUUCUCAACUCAUUUGUCUUACAAAGAAGUUAUAGGUUAUGCUUUCUUUCAUUUUCACUUUGUAAAUAAUAUUUGUACUGGACAUGUUGUCAUUUUUUUCUUUUACAAGCUUCUGUCAUCAUCCCUCAACUCUUACUCCUCUAACUCUUGAUAUGACAACUAUUAGACCAAGGUAGGCCAUCAUUUUGGCUUUGCAGAUGACCUUUGUACUGGUCACUUUGACUAAUGUCAUCUCUGAUUUGAUUAGAUUAAUUUUGUACAGCAUAUUUCAAUACGAAAGGAACUUAUAUGUAAUAACAAUAUUAACAUAGUAAUUCUAACAUGGAUGAAGAAAAUAAAAUGGUAUUUGAG